AUGAAUUCAUUAGAGAUAUUAUGUAUUGAUAAGAUAUUGUUAAACUCAAUACCAGAACAAUUGGAAAGCUUUGAUGAUACUUUGAAGGGGAGAAUAUUAGAGAGAUUAUUAUGUCCGAAUACACCAAAGUUCUCUUAUAGAGGUUCAUUACCACCUGCACCUUCUCCACGUUGGUUGUCAGCUCUGGUGAACAAAUCAACGACUCAUCUCGAUCUUAGUACUGUGCCAACAUUGUUUUGGUCCCAGUUCAACAUGACUGGCAACUUCCCCUUUCAAUUCCUCGAGCGAUGUACCCAACUUACAUCACUCAAGAUCAAUGCACAGAACUUCACCGUUGGACAACUGGUACCAUUCCUGCGUGUAAUUGGUGCUCGUCUCAAACAUCUCGACCUGUCGCGUUGUAUCCGUCUCAACGACUCAUCACUACAUUUCAUCAGCUACUACUGUAGACAACUCCAAACACUCAAGCUACAGGACUGCAUUGGUAUUGGCGGUGCGGUAUUCCAGCGCUCGAUGGCCACCGCCAUGGCCCUGAUGCCUACAUCCCGCUCAUCAGACGGAACGCCCGCGCCACACCCAAACUCAUUCGCAAUGAUGCGCAUGUCAAACCUUGUCGAGCUUGACCUCACUGGCUGCAAGAGUAUCGCCAUCAGAAACAUGUGCAACUUUAGCUUUGUAUUCCCCUCCCUGCAAGAGUUCUCAUUCGCCAAGGCAUUCCUGUCGGAUGAGGAUGGUUCCAUGCUCGUGCAGACGCUGCCCGCAUCACUGCUCUCGCUCGAUCUCUCAUUCAACCCCGUUGGCAAGAACACAAUCUCUGCACUCGUGCCAGACUCUCGAAAGAAUCUUACAACAUACCAACUGCGAUCACUCAAUUUGGACUAUUGUCGAUGUGUUUCCACGAUUGACAUUCAAACAUUGUUCUCCAAGGUGCAGACCACACUCGAGACUCUGUCAAUCACUGGCUGUCUUCAGAUUGAGCGACAAAACUUCAACGUCAUCUCCAGCACCUCCAGCGGCAGCAGCAAGAGGAGUAACAAACGAUUUUCAUUCAACUCGUACAAGAGAGAUCUUUAUGAGAGAAUGCCCAAUGUUGUUUAU
Acytostelium subglobosum LB1 is the source of this 1098-nucleotide messenger RNA. RefSeq lists its product as hypothetical. The transcript has a single exon. The annotation marks the transcript as partial. The record is from RefSeq and is a predicted model, not a curated record. NCBI's taxonomy places the organism in Eukaryota, Evosea, Eumycetozoa, Acytosteliales, Acytosteliaceae. Gene Ontology annotation, biological process: SCF-dependent proteasomal ubiquitin-dependent protein catabolic process. Gene Ontology annotation, cellular component: SCF ubiquitin ligase complex.